AUGGCUACUGAAAGAGUCCCCGUGCACACAAAGGCAGCAUCAGACCAGGACACUGCCCAGCUAGUCAAAGAGCACUCGCAUGCAUUCCAGAACACAUUAAACACAACUCAAACGGAUAGCCCGGCUAUUGCUGAGACAGAAAAUCCCGAUAUAGACAAUGACCUAAAGACAGGGUCAGGGCUUGAGGCACCUAAGCCUACAGACACCAAGCCCGCUCCAGAUACCAAGCCACCUGUGACAGAGCCCGCAGGAUCUCCCAUCGGCGCUAUUCCCAUUGCCCGCGAGUCGCAGGUUUCAGUAGGGCCCAUGAAUGAAACAGUGGCAGGCGAAAAGCGUGACAUUGAUUCAACUGUGACGCCCACUCCGGCACCGGCUGAGGUCGAGGCGCAACAAAAGCCUGAAUUGUCGGAUGAGCCUGAUACCAAGAAGCUGAAGACAGACGAAAAGGCUGCCACGGAGUCCAAUGGCACCGCUGCUGCUCCCUCUAGCACAGAAAAUGCAGUACCGAAGAAGGCUAGUCGGUCCAAGAAGGAUAAGAUCAAGGAUGCCGUGAACAAGGUUAUUCCAGGAGAUGGCAUUGGUAGCCGGACUCGCAGCCGGACCAAGGGUGCUUGA
Penicillium concentricum is the source of this 615-nucleotide messenger RNA. RefSeq lists its product as uncharacterized. Bases 1 to 615 code for a protein of 204 amino acids. The transcript is spliced from 2 exons. The record is from RefSeq and is a predicted model, not a curated record. NCBI's taxonomy places the organism in Eukaryota, Fungi, Ascomycota, Eurotiomycetes, Eurotiales, Aspergillaceae.